This is a messenger RNA of Magallana angulata, 2329 nucleotides long. RefSeq lists its product as uncharacterized. The coding region runs from base 112 to 1095 and encodes 327 amino acids. Gene Ontology annotation, cellular component: membrane. The record is from RefSeq and is a predicted model, not a curated record. Gene Ontology annotation, molecular function: tumor necrosis factor receptor binding. The transcript is spliced from 4 exons. Gene Ontology annotation, biological process: immune response. NCBI's taxonomy places the organism in Eukaryota, Metazoa, Mollusca, Bivalvia, Ostreida, Ostreidae.
UGGGGGGUUACCUGGUUGAGUACGGUGAAGGGAAGUACAUGUAAGAUAGGGCCAAUGUAAUAUUGUAAUAAUUCAGUUUGACUUAAAUUGCUGUAGACAACCUUAAACAGCAUGUCGGGCAGAAUAGAUGCACAAAUGCUGGAUCAAGAGAAAAGCGAAGAAGAGGAACAAAAAGAACCACUGCGUGUAGAAAUUGACAAAGACCAAAAAAAGACGACUGAAGACAUUUGUACACUAAACAAAGACGCGGAGAAAAGGAAAGUGCAUAAUGAUAAGAUUAAUAUUGUGAUGUUUGACCAACAAGGCUUAAAAUCAUGCUGUGUGUUUAUGCGCAAGAAGAAUUGUUCAAACUGUGAGUUGUGCAAGUUUAUUGCAUUGAUUCUUUCUGUGUUCACAAAUGUAGUUCUCAUUGUUUUCAUCGUUAUCGCUUUUUACGACAAACUGUACGACGACCCGUCGGGGAAAUCAUCGCAGAUUUCGUCACCACAAAAACUUGUACAAAACGAGGAGAGAAAUAGACCGCACAGCGUGUGCGUGAAGUGUAAUAUUGGUGAUCAAAAACUGCAAAGACAGCUACAUACAGUUUCUGGACUUAGUUCAGAUGAUCUUUGUUGUAAAGAAGACGUUACGUCUGUUAAGAUUCUUACAACUUUGAUUGCCUCCGAGAGAAAGAGACAGAAAACAGAAGACUACCUUUUCUUGUAUUUCCCAUCCUACGUCAACAAUGGUAAGCCGCGUAGAAAUAGCAAAGACGCAUUAAAGACUGUGCUGAAGAGUGAUUCUCUAGUUUCUUACCCUGGAAACAAGAUAAUCGUAGAGAAAACAGGUACCUACGUCAUCUUUAUUGCUCUGACGCAGACGUCUAUUCGUCAAGGUGACGUAAGUGUCUGCAUCAUUAGAUUCAGAGAGAGGGAAGAAAAACUGUUGAGAGUUUCCAUGCAGACCAUACGUGGGAUAUUGACCUAUAAUGCUGCGCAUGUAUCCGAAGUGUUUCAUUUGAAAAGUGGGGAUUCUAUUGUAAUUCAAAUGAAAGGAGAAGAAAAUUUAUACACUCUAAAAGAGUCCAACUAUUUUGGUUUGUACAGAGUUAGCUAAAUAAAGACAACUUUAUGCAAGCAUGUUUUGCUCAAUAGCGUGUAAUGGAUCCAGACAUCCCCCUUUGUAGUAUGACUGCAGUGUCAUGAGAACGUAUAUUUACGGGAUAGUGCUGGAUUUUUCUCCCUUUUUAUCAACAGAACGCCGAGGACGCUGUACAUAAAGUGAUGAAGGAGGAACAAUUACCAGUAUUAGUGCUUCCAGUCAACUGUAAGCUCAUAUGAUCUCAAAAUAUAAAAUGGCAAGCUACGGUACAAAUAUUUAAAUAAUACAAACAGCCUAAUCAAAAACAAAACAAAAACUUUAUUAUUAGUAUUUAUUCUUUGAAUAUUAUGAAGUGAUCCUUGGUUGGGGCAUGAUCAGAUCUGAUGAAGCACACAUACUUUACGAUCGAGUUGAUCACGCCCCGAUCGUAAAGUUCAGAUCACCUCAUGUUAUUCAAAGACAUUCUUUAUUACUUAUAUUCAUUCAUAUGACUUUCAUUAAUUUCAUGACUUUACUAUUGUACGUUCGUUAUUUUCAUUUCGAAUAAUUAUGCAAAUCCCGCUUGCGUCUCAACAGUGCGUCAUUUGCAUCAUUGGUGAAAAUUAUUGACAUUUACGUUACAAUUUUUUUAGGGUCGUCAGUGUUAUCACUAAAAAAGGCACCUAAAAUUGUAAAGAAUUUAAAACAAUACAUUAGUUUACAUAAUGUGGGAAAAUCAUGUUUUACAUAACAACAGAUAUGUACACAGAGAGAGAGAGAGAGAGAGAGAGAGAGAGAGAGAGAGAGAGAGAGAGAUGUCUUAAUAAAUUUUUUGCAUGAACGUAUUCAUUUCAGCCUUAUCGAAUGUAAUUGUGUAUAAUAAUAAACAGAUAUUGCAUUAAUAUAUUAAAGGAAUAAUGAAUCUUGAGCUGCAUGAGCAAACAUGGUCGGAGUGAUCAAACCCAAGAGAGCUCUAAGAGCUUUAUGAUAGAUUAGAACACGUCCGACCGUAGUUGAUCACCUCAUAAUAUUUAAAGAAUGAUUCCAUUCCUUAGUACUUAUAUAAUUUUCAGCAAUUGAACGAUUGAAUAUUGAAAUAUUCAUUGAUGAAAUGUAAUGGUUUAUAUAUUACAGAAUCGAUUCGUAGUGUUAUCACAAAGACACUGGAAAAUAUAAAUAUAUAUCAAUAAAAUUAAAAAUAAAUAUAAUUAUAUUGAAAUUUGCAUGUCAUUGUUUGUAAAUAUUGUAUAAAUAAAGAACUCAAAACCAU